Messenger RNA from Hypomesus transpacificus, 3730 nucleotides. RefSeq names its product serine/threonine-protein kinase OSR1-like. The transcript is spliced from 18 exons. The record is from RefSeq and is a predicted model, not a curated record. Gene Ontology annotation, molecular function: protein serine/threonine kinase activity; ATP binding. Lineage: Eukaryota; Metazoa; Chordata; Actinopteri; Osmeriformes; Osmeridae. Gene Ontology annotation, biological process: protein phosphorylation. The coding region runs from base 173 to 1732 and encodes 519 amino acids.
GAGGCGCCCGUCAAGUGUUGACAGAAGCAGCAGGAACUGUCAAAGCGAACUAGCUAGCUAGCAAGCUAACGUCCGCGAACCCGAAUGGAGAGAUUAUAACGCAAUUUGUCAAGAAAAACAACCAACAUUGUUUAAGAUAACACUGCUUACAGUGUAAAUCUACAACGAAGCAAUGGCAGAGGACCAAAGUACUCAACCAUGGUCCAUCAAUAAGGAUGACUAUGUUCUCAAUGAGGUGAUAGGGAGUGGUGCCACAGCAGUGGUGCAGGCAGCCUACUGUGAGCCAAGAAAGGAGAGAGUGGCCAUCAAGCGCAUCAACCUGGAGAAAUGUCAGACCAGCAUGGAUGAGCUCCUGAAAGAGAUUCAAGCUAUGAGUCAGUGCCAUCACCCAAACAUUGUUUCCUACUACACCUCCUUUGUAGUGAAGGAUGAGCUCUGGUUGGUCAUGAAGCUGCUAAGUGGUGGCUCGGUGUUGGACAUCAUCAAGCAUAUCAUCUCCCGUGGGGAACAUAAGAACGGGGUGCUGGAUGAGUCCAGCAUUGCCACCAUCCUGAGAGAGGUGCUGGAGGGCCUGGAGUACCUUCACAAGAAUGGACAGAUUCACAGGGAUCUGAAGGCAGGAAACAUUCUGCUUGGAGACGAUGGGUCGGUGCAAAUUGCGGAUUUUGGUGUGAGUGCCUUUCUAGCAGCCGGAGGUGACAUGACCAGGAACAAGGUGCGGAAGACGUUUGUUGGAACUCCUUGCUGGAUGGCCCCGGAGGUGAUGGAGCAGGUCAGGGGUUAUGACUACAAAGCAGAUAUCUGGAGCUUCGGGAUAACCGCCAUCGAACUGGCCACAGGAGCCGCGCCUUAUCAUAAAUACCCACCCAUGAAGGUGUUGAUGCUGACCCUGCAGAAUGACCCCCCCUCUCUGGAGACGGGCAUCACAGACAAGGAGAUGGUAAAGAAGUACGGCAAGUCCUUCAGAAAGAUGAUCUCUCUGUGUUUACAGAAGGACCCGGAGAAAAGGCCAACAGCUGCUGAACUUCUGAAGCACAAGUUUUUCACUAAAGCAAAGAGUAAUGAGUACUUGGAGGAGAAGCUGCUUCAAAAGGGGCCAACGAUAACCGACCGAUCGAAAAAGGUGCGAAGGGUCCCUGGCUCAAGUGGCCGGCUCCACAAGACCGAGGACGGAGAGUGGGAGUGGAGUGACGACGAGCUGGAUGAAGAGAGUGAAGAGGGGAAGGCUGCUGUGGCAGCACUAAGGUCACCCAGAGUGAAGGAUGGAUCUCAAAAUUUAGAGAUCUUCCCCCCUGCAGACGGGAGCUCUGGGCUCCUGCAGCCCUCAGGUCCAGUCAAGGACCUCUCAGACACCAGCCAGGCCCCGGCAGAAACCACCCAGACGGCAAGCCUCUCACAAGCCCCCUCUGCACAGGACCCAGCAGCUCCUAAUGUGCUCAAAGUUCCUAUCAGCCUGGUACUGAGGUUGAGGAAUUUAAAGAAAGAACUGAAUGACAUUCGGUUUGAGUUCAUGCCAGGCAGAGACUCAGCUGAUGGGGUCUCUCAGGAGUUGGUUUCUGCAGGGCUGGUUGAUGGGAAAGACCUAGUUGUUGUGGCUGCCAAUCUGCAGAAAAUUGUUGAUGAUCCCCAAAACAAUAAAAAUGUCACAUUUAAACUUGCUUCCGGCCUGGAUGAGUCUGAAAUUCCUGACGAUGUAAAGCUUAUGGGAUUUGCUCAGCUCAGCAUAAGUUAACUCACAGACAACGGACAACACAGGACAACAAGAGAUGGUAUUGCACAGAUGCAUAGUACUCAAUUCCAAGAAACCACUACUGCCAAAGAGAAGAGCUAAGUCAUCAUCCCACAGGACUGCUGGCUGCAGGUGGACCUGUUUCAGAAAGGGCCCAGUACAAAACAUGAAUCUUGACGAGCUUACAGCGGGCAUGUUAAUGGGAGGAUGCAAUCAACUACUUGGGCUUUCUUUCUGUUUUCAUACAUUAGCGCAAUCCAUGCAAACUCCUGCCAGUACUGGAAGUCAUUACAAUAAAGGCCUUUUUAUCAAAUGUGCCACUGAACACACAACGUAAGUGUUGUGCCACGGCUAUUUAGCAUCUUGAUACUAGUAUUGGAAUUUAUUCAACGUAAACAGAGACUUGGAUUUAGCUAGCAUGAUGGAAAUAGUCAUUUCUGUGGUUAACAUUUAGGAAUCAGACAACAUAGCCCAUUGUUUUUAAGAGACCGCUUGUGUAUAGUUUAUUUGGAAAUCUUUUUGACGACCUACCAUAUAAGUAUUGGUUAAAUAACUUCCAGACUUUAAACUAAUAAAAUUGGAAACCCCAGUCCUUCAGUUGCUUGCUGGUUUGGUCACUUGUGCACUGAAGAGUUUGAUGAAUUCAUAACAGAAUAUACACUAUAUGGGAUUGUCUUAACACAGCAGUAAUCACUCUGCUCAGAGUGCAGUAACAGUCUGCCUGUCUUUCAGAUGGGUCAUGGUGUUCAUGGAUAUGGUUAUUACAGUUUGGAUUGAGACCUUUGUUUCUUUUCUUGGACUAUGCAACAAUUAUUUUUAUUGUCUUUUGACCAUUGCCUCUAUUGCUGUUUUCGAUAUACUUUUCAGUUUUCAUCCUAGGAUUAUUAAUUGGUACUCUGUAGUCAGUCCUCCAUUUCCACUCACCUAGAAGUCACUGUUGUCUCUCCCAUUUUAGCAGUAUGUUUGUUUUUGUACGGUGUGCCAGGGCUGUGUGAUGGGUAGUAGUUCAGGUACUGUUAUACGUGGUGUAUUUAACGAUAUUGUAUUUCAAGAUGUGAUACAGCAACUGAUGCAACGUGCACCAUCACUCAUCCACCUCGAGAGGGAGUUGGAGGCAUGGACUGUUUCUGAAUACAUUUCUGAUAUUGGAAAGAAAAGAAAUGUAGUUGUACAUAAUGAUCAUGGCAGACAACUGAAAUACUUGAUCAGUAACUCAUCCAGUAAAAUACCUAAAUAAAUGAACUUCUGUGAGUUGUUCGUUUUUAUAUUGAGUUUUCCACUGUUGGCCUUUGUAUGUUAGAAAGUCACUAAUACAGCAUUGUGUUGGUAAUCAUGCACAAAUGAUAUGUCAAAUUGGCACCUUAUUGAUCUAAUAUCUUGCUUGUUUUAGUUUACUAGAGAGCUUGUAAUCACGUGUUGUGUGCUUGAUGUCAUGCUAUAUGCAAUUGUUUCACCUAAACCUGUCAAAUUGUUGUUUUCCAGAUGAAACAGUGACAACUUUUCUGUUCUUAGUUUUCAACAAGUGACACGACAAGCGGCAUACUGGACACAGUGCUCUGUUAUGAGUGUGAGAAUGUUAGCUUCAUUAAUGCUUUAGAGAAGGGGAGGGCUAAUGACAAAGUUCAAACUUCUAUAACUAUUUUGUAGCCAAUCUGAAAACCUGUUUCGUUCUUAAGUCUGUGAAUGAUGCUUAUCUAUUUUUCCAUUUGACUAAUUUCAUGUUGCUCCUUUUCAUUUAGAUAUAACAAUUGUUAAUCAACUAUUAUACAUAUUGGACAUUGCUAUAUGUAUCUUCACAAACUAUGAGUCAAAGUCAAAUGUGUUCAUUAUAUUAUUUGAACAAUGUUGUGCUGAAAUCUUGCAUUGUAUUUCAGAACUUGAUGUCAUUCAAAUGAGAUCCCUUUUGGAAUGAUUAAAUGUAUGGAAAUUGAAAAUGGUCUACACUAUGAUUAUAUCAAAAUAAUUUUAAGCAGAUAAAUAAAGUCACAUGAUGGAAUUCAC